Messenger RNA from Saxophila tyrrhenica, 1383 nucleotides. RefSeq lists its product as uncharacterized. The record is from RefSeq and is a predicted model, not a curated record. NCBI's taxonomy places the organism in Eukaryota, Fungi, Ascomycota, Dothideomycetes, Mycosphaerellales, Extremaceae. The transcript has a single exon. The coding region runs from base 1 to 1383 and encodes 460 amino acids.
AUGAAACGCAGCAACCCACCGACGAACGCAGAACCGGCAUCAAAGAAGCCCCGCCCAACUGUACCCGACUACCAUCUAACGCCCUCCGUCAAAGAGCAAGACGGAUCCAUACAAUGGCCCGCCCCAAGCUCACAGAUCAAGAUAGUACAAGAAUUCAUUCUCGAAUGCGCAAGGGCCAAAGCAACUACCCUCAUCGUCCCGGAUAAGGACGCCGACGGCCUCUCGUCUGGAGCGAUCUUACAGCACACACUACGCCUUCUCGGGGUGCCUCCAGAACUAAUCCAUGUGCAUCUCUUGACGAAAGGCAACACCGUCCACAGCGAGCCGGAGAGGGUAAAGAUGGCGUCGCACAAGCCGCAGUUCAUCUUUGUCCUGGACCAAGGCAGUCGGUCAGGUCCUCCUCUGAUCGACGGCGAGCACAAGUCGAUCAUCAUCGACCAUCAUUUUGCGAAUGAAGCCGACUUCCCAGAAGGCGCGGCCUUUGUCAAUGCUUGCCAUUCGCCACCUGUCGCAACGUCUUCCCUUCUAACGUAUCUACUCUGCGAACCACUCCAUCCUGGCGUCCAGGAGCGGUGCGACUGGCUCUGCGUAGUCGGAACCCAUGGUGACCUGGGCAAUACGCUCAAAUGGGAACCACCUUUCCCGGACAUGAAAGCGUGUCUGAAAAAGUACACGAAGAAGACUCUCAACGACGUCGUAUCCGCGAUCAAUGCUCCCAGACGAGCAGCCUCCUACGACGUCGUCUCAGCCUGGAACGCUCUCUGCGAAACGACCGAUCCAUCUUCCGUGCUAAAGAACCCCCGUCUCCUGGAAGCAAGACAAGAAGUCAGUGCCGAAGUCGAGCGCUGCACGCAUACAGCACCCAAAUUCUCACUCGACGGAAAGAUAGCCGUCUUCCGGAUCAAGAGUGAAUGCCAGGUCCAUCCGGUCAUCGCCACACGCUGGGCUGGUCACCUCUCGAGUAAGUUGCUCGAGGUUGUCAUGGUUGCCAAUGAAGGUUAUCUGGAAGGCAAAGUCAACUUCUCAUGUCGGAUACCACGGUCAGCGCGGGCUCGCGAGCCGGCUGUCGAUAUCAUCCAGAGCCUGAAGCAUUAUGCGAGCCUGAAAGAUCCGCUGGAAGAUGAGUCAAAUGGGACAGUUACCAGCGAAAAGGCACCCCUGAUCGAUCGUCUCGGAGCUGAUUUUGCUCGAGGACACGUUCAAGCUUCUGGUGGCAUUGUCAAUGUCGAUGAGUUUGAAGAGCUCAUGCGCAUAAUGAGAAUCGGCGAAAAGGCGCCAAAGAAGAACGAGGACAGCUCACCUACGAAGAAGAAAAAGCCUGCGAUAGACGCUGGCCAAAAAAAUAGCAUCACGGGCUAUUUCGCAAAAGCGAGCCAGAAGUGA